This is a messenger RNA of Lingula anatina, 424 nucleotides long. RefSeq names its product dual specificity protein kinase TTK-like. Gene Ontology annotation, cellular component: kinetochore; nucleus. Gene Ontology annotation, biological process: meiotic spindle assembly checkpoint signaling; protein localization to kinetochore; chromosome segregation. The record is from RefSeq and is a predicted model, not a curated record. Lineage: Eukaryota; Metazoa; Brachiopoda; Lingulata; Lingulida; Lingulidae. Gene Ontology annotation, molecular function: protein serine/threonine kinase activity; protein binding; ATP binding.
CAGAUUCAAACGAGCGACAUUUUGAUUUUUCUCAUGGAGUUGGUAGUGUUUACUUUACAAGGAUAAAAUCGUGGUGAUUCUUUAGAGUAUCAAAAUGUCUAGCCUUCAGGCAUUGAAGAGCCGUUUGCAGAAGGUGGAGGAAAUAAAAAAAGAAAACACACAAGAAGUAACAGAUCACAGCACCUGGAUAAAGAAGAUAGAUGAUCUUGGCAAUAAACCUGAUGACUGGUUGCAGUACACCAGAUUUGUCAAAGGACAGGUCCAGUUUACAGAUGAAGAGAGGAGACACUCUUAUUUGUGCAGUGUAUAUGAGAAGGCAAUGAAGGCCAUAGCUUUUGACAGCAAUAAAAAGAAUACAUCAUAUGCUCAGCUGCUUAUUGAUUAUGCAAAUCUCAAGGCGUAUGUAUUCCCAUGCCUUUUUUAA